Molecule: messenger RNA, 1999 nt
Organism: Rhizophagus irregularis DAOM 181602=DAOM 197198
Lineage: Eukaryota; Fungi; Glomeromycota; Glomeromycetes; Glomerales; Glomeraceae
Source: RefSeq, a predicted model, not a curated record
UUUUUACUAAUAUUUUAACUUUAACAUACUGUAGAUUGCAGUUCCUUAUAAAGUUUAUGGAAUAACUCAAGAUCCAAAAACUAAGAACUAUAUGGUGGUUUUGAAUUAUAUAUGUGAAAAAUGUAAUGAAGUGUGCAAUUCAAUGUAUUUUCAACAAAAUUUCAGUGAUUGGACCAGUGGUAAUAAUGAUAUUGAUAAAUUUAUUCAAAAUUCUCAACUAUCAGCUCAUGAUGAUAUAAAGAGGGCAUUAGAAUGGAUACCUUAUAAUAAACUUUAUAAUAUUAAAUAUAUUGCAGAUGAUAAGUUUGGCAAAAUGUAUGGAGCAAGUUGGACUGAUGGAUGUAUAAGUGAUAAUAGUUGGAACAAUAGUUGGGAUAAUGAAAAUCAAAAUUGGAAAAGAAGAGAUCAAAAUAUGUUUGUAAUUCUGAAAAUUUUAAAUAAUCCAACAAGUAUUACACCAGAAUUUAUAGAUAAGAUUGCAAUACCUCAUGAAGGUUACGGAAUAACUCAAGAUCCAGAAACCAAGAAUUAUAUAGGGAUUUUUAAUGAUAAAUAUGGAAAAUAUGUGCAUAAUGCAAUGUGUUUUCAGCAAAAUUUCAAUAAUUGGACUAGUGGUAAUAAUGACAUUGAUAAAUUUAUUCAAGAUGCUCAAAAAUCAUAUACAAAUAAUGUAUUAGAAUGGAUACCUUAUGAUAGUUUUUAUGAUAUUAAAUAUAUUGCAAAAGGUGGGUUUGGAAAAGUAUAUAGAGCAAAAUGGAUUGAUGGUUAUAUAGAUAAAUGGGAUGACUAUGACCAAAAUUGGAAAAGGAAGGAUCAAAACAUGGUUGUAGCUUUGAAAAGUUUAAAUAAUUCAAAAAAUGUUACAUUGGAAUUUAUGAAUGAGAUUACAUUACAUUACAAAGUAAAUUCGUACAAAUGUAUUAUUAAACUUUAUGGAAUAACUCAAGAUCCAAAAGAAAAAAAUUACAUUAUGGUUUUAGAUUAUGCAGAGCAUGGGAAUUUACGAAAUUAUUUAGAUAUAAAAUAUAAUUAUUUAAAUUGGAAUAAUAAGAUCAGUUAUUUACAUAAAAUUGCACAUGGACUUAGAGAUAUACAUGAAAUAGAAUUAAUUCAUCGAGAUUUGCAUAUUGGUAAUAUAUUAAGGCUUAAAAAUCACACUUGUAUAACUGAUAUGGGAUUAUGUAAACCUGCAGACUAUAAUGCACCUGAGAAUGCAAAAAACAAAUUAUAUGGUAUAUUACCUUAUAUUGCGCCUGAAAUUUUACGUGGACAAAAUUAUACCAAAGCUGCAGAUAUUUAUAGUUUUGGUAUAAUUAUGUAUGAAGUAAUUUCUGGAUUACCUCCAUAUUAUGAUGUUGGUCAUGAUAUAAAUUUAGCAGUGAAAAUUUGUAAAGGAUUUAGACCAAGGUUUAACAUUAAAGUACCCCAAUUGAUUGUGCAUCUAAUUAAAAAAUGCUUGGAUGCAAAUCCAUUAAAUCGACUAAAAGCAGAAGAAAUUGAAAGGACUUUAAGUCAAUGGUUUAGAGAAUCAUUUGAUCCUGGAUCUAAUAAAUAUGCGGAGAUAAACAAUCAAAUAAAAGAAGCAGAAAUGAUUAAUAAAAAAUCACCGAUUAAUAGUACUAAUAGUCUAGGAAUAUCAUAUAAAACACAUUCAGAAGCAAUUUAUACCAGUAGAUUACUCAAUUUUAGUAAUCUUCCUGAGCCAAAAAAUUCUGAUGAUUAUUAUGAAGAAAAUGAUAAUAUAAUUAGCAUGAAAUUUUCGGGUAUUUAUUAGUAAAAAAAUUUCAUUGUCCGGAGCGAAGCUUAAAGGACUAUGUCAAAAAUAGUGUCACAUGACGAUAUGCCGUCACGUCAUUGAAAUUUCGCUGAAAAUAAAUUGUGAUACACCAGAUAAACAAGAUAAAGAACCUUUUUUUUUUUGUUCCGGACUUAUAACGGUUUCCGUUUCCUAGUAUUAAUUAAAACAAUAAAAAGAUAUUAUUGGGCGUUUUUUAUAAAA